ACUCCCCUUCAGCUCCUUUCCUUUUGGGGGGGGGGGCAGGUGUCAAACUUAAGCCGCGCCUAGAGCGUCGCCGGAAGCGGAAGCGCCCGCGCGUCCGUCCGGUUCCUCCUUCCCCUCCGUUGAAAAAAAGCGGGGGAUGUAAGAACGGGCGGCGCGUGUCCGGGCUGCCGGCGGUGGCGGCGAGAUGGGCGACGAUAUGGACGUGAUCCCCGAGCGGGAGAUGAAGGAUUUUCAAUUCCGAGCCCUGAAGAAAAUCCGGAUCUUCGAAGCCCCCGAGGAUUUGCCCAAAGAACGUGGCAACCUGCUAGUGGUGUCCAACAAAUAUGGACUGACAUUCACCGGUUGUGCAGCCGGACUGCAGAUCUUUCAGACGAAGAACCUGCUUAUGCAGAUUCAGGCUGGGGAUUCUCCUAAUAAAAUAGUAGAGAAUAUGCAGGGUCUUUUUGUCCCGACCAAGUUUUGGGUGCAUCACUUGGCGCUCAGCUGUGAUAACCUCACGCUGUCGGUUUGCAUGGCCUCAAAUGAAGUUGGGUCCUUCGUUGGCUUUUUCGACGUCCGCACCUUUGUGAAUCAGGCUAAACAGCAGAAACGGCCGUUUGCUUAUCAGAAGAUGGCAGGCGCUCUGGUCAACGACCUGAAGUGGAAUCCAGUCAAUGCCACGAUGUUAGCUGUCUGUCUGUCAGAUGGGAGUGUGUCCGUCUUGCAGGUGACGGACACUGUAAAGGUGUAUGCCACACUUCCUGCGUCGGUGGCCGUCACAUCUGUGUGUUGGAGUCCUAAAGGGAAACAGCUAGCAGUGGGCAAACAGAACGGCACUGUGGUCCAAUAUCUUCCAAACCUGCAGGAAAAGAAAACAAUUCCUUGCCCUCCAUUCUACGUGGCGGAUAAUCCCGUUAAAGUCCUGGAUGUGUUGUGGAUUGGCACUUACGUCUUCUGCAUCAUUUACGCCGCUGCGGACGGCAGUUUAGAAACUGCCCCUGAAGUGGUUAUGGCUCUGUUGCCGAAAAAGGAAGACAAGAGGCCUGAGCUGUUUGUCAACUUUAUGGAGCCUUGUUAUGGUAGCUGCACCGAGAGACUGCACCAUUACUUCCUUAACUUCGUUGAAGACUGGGAUUUGGUCUUAUUAGCUUCUGCCGCUUCCACCGAAGUCAGCAUCCUGUCAAGGCAAGGAGAUCAGCCGAACUGGGAAUUGUGGGUGUUGGAAGAUUCCAGUCGCGCAGAGCUUCCCGUGACGGACAAGAGUGACGAUUCCUUGCCUGUUGGGGUGGCCAUUGAUUAUAGCAACAACACACCCAUAACUAUUAGUGAAGAUAAAACCUUGGCUCCUGCUCCGGUCUUGAUGUUACUAUCCACAGAUGGCGUCUUGUGCCCCUUCUACAUGGUCAAUCAAAACCCCGGCGUCCGGUCUCUUCUGGUGACCCCUGAAUCUCUCUCUGCCGAAGGGGAGAGAGGGGCGAAAGCCACAGGCACCCCCGCUCCUUCAGCUGCCGCCAAGAGUGAGGCUCCUCCGUCCCCUCCAUCCGCCCCAGGUCCAUCCGUAGUCCCAAGCAGUGGGGCCACCCCCUUCGCUUUUACAAGCCCUCCUCUCAAAGCCCCCGUCCCGGCUCCGAAUUCUUCUCUGCCUUAUCCGUUCCCGUCGGAGGCCUCAACAGCAGCUCCUGCGCCGAGCACAAGCCAGGCCACCGAGUUCUCUUCUCCCGCUACCCCGAAGGCACCCCAAGCUCCCGUCUCCUCGUCCGGCCUCAUCCCGGUUUCCGCUCCAUCUUUCUCCUUCGGGCCGGCAAGCUUCAAGAGCCGCGUCGACGGGCCUGUUCCUUCCGUCGCCACAAAGGCCAGCUUUGCUCCAGCAGCGUCCUCCGUCAAGGUCAACCUCAACGAAAAGUUCGCGGCUGCCGAGUCUGCUGCCCCUCCCACCAACACCGGCCAAGGUUCUUCGCCCUUCCUCUUUCCCCCGGCUGCAAAGUCUACCCCUGCAGGAUCCCUAAGCGUGUCCACGCCGCCUCCUCCUCCCGCCCCCAUAAAGGCUUCUACCCCGGUGACUUCAGCAACAGUGCGUCCACCUCAAAGCGCUCCGGCCACCUCGGGCCUUCAGAAAGCUGCCAAGGUAUCCCCCGUGGCUCCAAAAUCGAGCCCUUCGCAGAUUCGGCAGCAGCCUGCCGGUGUUGGGGUGGAGAAGCAGCCCUGCCAGUGGAAAGAGACAGAUCCUGUCAUCGUCGGGAUAAGAGAAGAGAUCGCCCAUUUCCAGAAAGAGUUGGAGGAACUGAAGGCUCGAACGGCCAAGGCCUCGUUUCAGGUGGGCAGCGAGGAGGAGAAGAAGAAGUUACGCGUGGAAGCUAGCGACCUGCACACUUUCCUGCUGGAAAUCAAAGACACCACAGAGUCUCUUCAUGGAGACAUCAGCCUUCUGAAGACCAAUUUGUUGGAAGGCUUUGCCGGGGUGGAGGAAGCCCGGGAGAAGGACGAGCAAGCUCACAACUUGGAGUACUUGCACCUGCUUUACAAGAAGCCUUUGGACCCCAAGAGCGAAGGGCAACUUCAGGAAAUCCGCCGCUUGCAUCAGUACGUGAAGUUUGCCGUCCAAGACGUGAACGACGUUCUGGAUUUAGAGUGGGAUCGGCACCUGGAACAGCAGAAGAAGCAGAAGCGCUUAGCUGUCCCCGAGCGAGAGACUCUCUUCAACGCCCUCACGAACAACCGAGAGAUCAUCAACCAGCAGAGGAAGAGGCUGAAGAAGUUGGUCGACGGCUUGUACGAGCUCCGUUUGUACAACCACGUCACUCAGUGGAACGCCUCCGCUCCCGCUUCUUCACACCCUGGCAUCCAGAGUUUGGAGAGAGAGCUGGAGAAUCUGAGCAACGCCUUAACAAAAGCCACGCUGGAAUCUUCCACCAAAGCUUCUUCCCCCUCGCCCGCUAAGUUGUCCCUUGUGAAGCAGGCUCAGCUAAGGAAUUUCCUCUCCAAGAGAAAACUGCCACCUGUCCGCUCAACCGCACCAGCAACUCUGUCCCAGUCAGCUUUCCUGUCUCUGAGAUACGACGAAGACCUGGAUGAGAUCAGCUCUGCGUCUUCAGUCGCCCAGUCCUUGGAGAACGAGGACGUGGAAGCGGUGGAUCAGGAGGAAGUGGAGGUGGUGGUACCUGUCCCAGUGCCUCGUCACGCCCCGGUUGUCCGGACGCCUUCGAUCCAGCCUCCCCUGCUGUCGCAGCCCCUGCCUCUUGGCAAACCCCACAUCAGCAUGGGACCAUUAAUGUCUACCCCUAGGCCCAUCCUACCUGGGGCAGAGAACCCAAUGUUGGCAACGAAGACAGUGAAGCACCGAGCUCCCAUUCCUUCUGUCACUCUCCCAGCCCCCCAGGCUGCUGCAGAAGCUGCCUUCCGUAGACAGAUGGCGAACCAGAAUCCAGUGAACCCCUCCCUGACCGAAUCGACUCUGAAGAACAUCCCUCAGGUGGUAAAUGUCCGAGAGCUGAAAAGCAGCGGGUCUCCCCCGACCGUUUCUCCAGCAGUGGGGUCAUCAGUUCCUCAAAGUGCUGCUCAAGGUGUCCAUCAAGUUUUGGCUAUGGUGGCAACAAAUCAAGUCAACCAGGGGACCCCGUCAAGCACCCUGAAGAUGCAGGCGCCGCCCAGUUCGGCAGCGGCGACCGUGGCGCCCAUCAGCCAGACCUCGGUUGGGAAGAAGAAUUCAGGAGCCGCAAAGACAGCCACGCCUGUCCACACGCCGCCGGCGACGUCCAUCUCGGCCGCUGCUUCCCAGUUCAACAAAGACUUCACGUUUGCUUCAUCGGGGGCGGGGUUUAACUUUGCUGCAGUCCCUGCUUUAGCUGCGACGAUGGCCUCUUCCGCUUCGGAAGCCACAACCACGCCAGCGAAAGAGUCGAACCAACCUGAAGCCUUUUCCCUUGGAGGAGGAAUGAAAUUUCCUUCCGUCCCGGAGACCCCGUUUACUUUCGGGGGUUCCAAGACAGCCGGCCUUCCCGCCUUCGGAAGAGCCAGCUCCGGAGACCCUGCUGGGCUGAGCAGCAACGGGCAAGCGGCCGAGACUCCCCUUCCCUUUGCAAACGCCCCCAAACUGGAGACCCUUCCCCUCAAACUAGGAGAUGCGGUGACCCAGGCCUCGGUGGCCGGAGAGACGCUGGGCAGCUUCUCCGGUCUGAGGGUUGGCCAAGCCGACGAGAACGCCAAGGCCGCUCCGGCUAAGGGACCCUCCCCCGGCACAGCCGCCGGGCCACAGCCGCCGGGCUUUUCAGCUGGCAACGCUCUGCCGGCGAGCAAGCCUGCCGAGGCCGGCCCCACCACCUUGACCACCACGAUGGGCAGUUCGGCGACCGGUGGCCUCUUCGGCAAUGUCCACUUGGUCAAUCCUGCUCCUCCCAAUGUCUUCGGUCUCGCCACGCCGGCGGGCGGUGCCAAGGCUCCGUUUGCCUUCAGGGGCCCUUCGACCAGCGCCCCCCAAGCGUCGUCUUCCUCGUCUUCGGCCCUUCCGCCAUCCGCCCCAAGCCUCUCCUUCGGGAGUCUCUUGAGCACUGAGGCCACGCCGGCUGCCCUCACGGGUAAGGGAGAAGACGACGCCCGGACAAGCCCUGCCGAGAAGCCGCCUUCGACCAACGGGGCCACGUCACCGCCGACGGCACAGGUUGACCCCCCGGCGUUCAUCCCGGCCCCCGAGCAGAGUCCAGCUGAAGUGGCUGCUCCUCCCCCAGCAGAGGCAGAAGUGGGAGGGCAGCUGACGACUCCUUCGGAAGCUGCACCUGGCAAAGAUCCGGCUCCCGCCUUGGCGCCUGGCGAGCCCAAGACUGCGGGGCUGCCUCUUCCUGAAGGCGCUGCAGAAGAGCAGACCCCAGCUGCCUCCACUCCACCGGCCGCCGGUUCACAACCCCCGGAACCCACUGCCUCCCCUCCAGCCAGCACCGCGUCCGUGCCAACCCCGGCCAACAACACCUCUGCCUUUACCGAGGCCAUCCCGACCUCUUCUGGCUUCCCACAGCCCUCCGGACUGCCGCCUCCUCCUCCUCCUCCUCUUCCUUCCUCUUCUUCUUCCUCUUCCACCGGCUCAGCUUUCAGCCAGCCCGCCACGGCCGGCUUGACCAACCCGUCUGCUCCGCCGGUCUUCGGUCAGGUCUCCUCACCAGCCCCCCCGGUCUCUUCUCCCUUCGGCCAGCCUCCCGCCGCCCCACCGUCUUCCUCGGCCGUGGCCACCGGGUUUAACACCUCGGUCUUCGGGACUGCAGCCACCUCUGGCUUCGGCCAGUCGGCCUUUGGGCAACAAGCUCCCAUUUUUGGCCAGUCCUCCGCCAACCCGCAGGGCGGCUUUAUCUUCAACCAGGCCAGCUUCGGAGCCACGCCGGCCUUCGGGCAAGCGGCUUCCUCCGCCCCUCCGGCGUCCAGCAGCGGGAACGUCUUCGGGGCGGCAGCGUCCAGCAGCAGCACGGCCAGCUCUUUCUCCUUCGGACAGCCUUCGACAGCCGCUGGGCUUUUUGUUCAGAGCAGUGCUCCCGUUUUCGGGGAGAGCUCCAACUUUGGCCAGAGCGGGGCCGUCUUUGCGAGCCCGGCUUCCAUGACAACCACCACCCCGACUUCUUCGGCCGGCUUCAGCUUCUGUCAAGCUUCCGCCUUUGGAUCCAGCAGCCCAAGUACCGUGUUUGGCCAAGCCACCAACACCAGCGGGAGCCUCUUCGGCCAGCCCUCCUCUUCCAGCGGGGGUCUCUUUGGAUCCGGUGGCGGCGGGAGAGCGGGGGGCUUCUUCAGCGGCCUGGGGGGGAAACCGAGUCACGAGGCGGCCAACAAGAACCCCUUUGGCUGUACCAGCGGCGGCUUUGGCUCCUCGGCCAAUCAAAACACUUCGAACCUUUUUGGAAACAGCGGGGCCAAAAGUUUUGGAUUUGGCACCGCUUCCUUUGGUGACCAGAAGCCGAUGGGCACCUUCAGCUCCGGCGGAGGAAGUGUGGCAUCCCAAGGCUUCGGAUUCUCCAGCCCCACCAAAACAGGUGGCUUCGGGGCUGCUCCAGUGUUCGGCAGCCCUCCCACUUUUGGGGGUUCCCCCGGGUUCGGAGGGGUGCCGGCAUUCGGUUCAGCCCCGGCCUUUGCAAGUCCUCUGGGCUCGGCGGGAGGCAAAGUCUUCGGUGAAGGGACCGCGGCGGCCAACACGGGCGGAUUCGGCUUCGGCAGCACGGCAAGCACGGUCUCCUUCGGCACGCUGGCGGGACAGAACACCCCAACUUUCGGCUCCCUCUCUCAGCAGUCUACGGGUUUUGGCACACAGAGCAGCGGCUUCUCCGGGUUUGGGUCCAGCGGAGGAGGAUUUGUCUUCGGAUCGUCGAAUGCAUCCACUUCGGGAUUCAGCGGCUGGAGAAGUUGAACGGCGACAGCGGCUCUUUGGCGCUUCUGGGACUUUUCUUUUCUUUUCUUUUCUUUUCUUUUUUUAAACGUCACUUCCUCCAACUUUUUAUACCAAGCCAAAACAGAGGAAGGAAACCAACCAACCAACCAAGACCCCAUCCAACCUUCCUAAAAUUGCCUAUAUUUUUUUUGUUGUUAUUAGCAGAAAUGUUGCUUGGCCUCGCUAAAUAAAGCUAUUUUUUCUGCUGGUCUUUGAAUUCCGCCUUGGCCAACUUCAGAAGCCCAGAAAGCUGUUUUGUGGGUGCGGUUGUUGUUUUUUUAAAAAAGGGAUCCCCUUUGAAGGAGCUGGGGGGAGGUAGGAAUCCUUUAGAGAUCUGCGGUCUCUCGAGUGAUCAGUUGAUUAGAACUCUUAAGGUCCUCGAAGUACGACCUUAGCCGAGUUAAACUUAUGACAGCCAUAAAGCAGGCUGUUCAC
Pseudonaja textilis is the source of this 6811-nucleotide messenger RNA. The record is from RefSeq and is a predicted model, not a curated record. NCBI's taxonomy places the organism in Eukaryota, Metazoa, Chordata, Lepidosauria, Squamata, Elapidae.